AUGGACGCUCCCGAACAAUCUUUUCUUCGGGAGAAAUCCUUGGCCGUCGAAGAUCAAGAACUCGCCGUCGGAACUCUCGAGGACUCCCACGCAGCGAAACCAGAGACCAACGCUGCGAUUGAGCUUCCCAACAAAUCCAAGCCUGAGAAAUCCGCGGUCGAGAAGGACCGUGAGGAUUUUCGGGAAGCAGUGGUCAAAACUCUCGAUCGGCUUUUGUUCGUCCAUAAAUCUUUCGAUAUCUACCAUGGCGUCGCUGGACUUUACGAUUUCGGUCCUCAUGGUCGUACUGUUGAACUUAAUAUACUUAGCCUCUGGCGUAAGUGUUUUGUUGAUGAAGAGGACAUGAUGGAGGUUGCUUGUACAGCUUUGACACCAGAGGCCGUUUUCAACGCAUCUGGGCAUGUAAAAAAGUUCACUGAUCUUAUGGUCAAGGAUGAGGUAGAUGGAGCAUUUCACCGUGCGGACCACUUGGUCAAAAGUUAUUGUGAAAACCGAAAGAAAGAUCCUACCAUCUCUGCUGAGAAUGCUGCUGAAUUGGAUAAAGUUAUAGCUCAUGUGGAAGAUCUUUCUGCUGAAGAGCUUGGUGGAGUAUGGAAUCACUGCUCCACAGCUCCAGUCACGAAGAAUCCACUUUCUCAUCCUCCUCGCCCCUUCAACUUGAUGUUUCAAACUUCCUUUGGAGCAAGUGGUUCGUUGAUAGGUUACUUGCGUCCUGAAACUGCUCAAGGCAGUUUUUGCAACUUCAAGGAUUAUUAUAAUUUGAAUGGGAGAAAACUUCCGUUUGCCGUGGCUCAAGUUGGUCGAGUCUUUAGGAAUGAGAUAUCUCCACGUCAAGGGCUUCUUAGAACUCGUGAAUUCACUCUGGCAGAAAUUGAGCACUUUGUUCACCCUGAGCAUAAGUCACAUUCUAAGUUCUCUGAUGUAGCAAAACUUGAACUCCUUAUGUUUCCAAGAGAAGAACAAGAAAAACCUGGCCAAUUUGCAAAAAGACUUUGCCUUGGCGAAGCUGUUGCUAAGGGGCAUGUGAACAGUGAGACUCUAGGAUUCUUCAUUGGGAGAGUGUAUCUUUUCCUUAUCCGUCUUGGAAUAGACAAGGAACGCCUGCGCUUCCGUCAUCAUCUUGCAAAUGAAAUGGCACACUAUGCAACCGAUUGUUGGGAUGCUGAAAUUGAGUGUUCAUAUGGUUGGAUUGAAUGUGUUGGAAUUGCAGAUAGGUCUGAUUACGACUUACGUGCUCACUCCGAAAAAAGUGGCCAUGCUCUUGUGGCUCAAGAGAAACUUGCAGAGCCUAUAGAAGUAGAGAAACUUGCUAUUACACCUGAGAUGAAAGAAUUGGGUCCUGCAUUCAAGGGAAAUCAAAAGAAUGUGGUUGAAGCUUUGGAGGUAGACUGA
This is a messenger RNA of Arabidopsis thaliana (thale cress), 1392 nucleotides long. RefSeq names its product tRNA synthetase class II (G, H, P and S) family protein. The coding region runs from base 1 to 1392 and encodes 463 amino acids. Gene Ontology annotation, biological process: tRNA aminoacylation for protein translation; glycyl-tRNA aminoacylation. Gene Ontology annotation, molecular function: aminoacyl-tRNA ligase activity; glycine-tRNA ligase activity; nucleotide binding. The transcript is spliced from 7 exons. NCBI's taxonomy places the organism in Eukaryota, Viridiplantae, Streptophyta, Magnoliopsida, Brassicales, Brassicaceae. Gene Ontology annotation, cellular component: cytoplasm. The record is from RefSeq and is marked reviewed.